AAAGGCACAGAGCGUCUCUCUUUCCCCGGUCUAAACUCGGUUCUCGACUGCUCCCGGGCGCCGUUGUAUUGUGGGAUCGCGGCGCCGCGCCUGAAAAGCUGGGAUCUGCAGGGGCGUCCACUAGCUAGCGCCUCCUGUCGUCUGUAAAGCUGCCCUGCCAUUCCUCGGCACCUCAGCUCCCCCCCACACCCCCAUCGCCUCCUCCUCCAUCCUCCAGUUCAAAAUGGCGGCGGCGGCGGCAGCGGCGGCGGCGAUGGCUCCUCCGGGCUGCCCGGGUUCGUGCCCCAACUUCGCCGUAGUGUGCUCCUUCUUGGAGCGCUACGGGCCGCUGCUCGAUCUGCCUGAGUUGCCGUUCCCUGAGCUGGAGCGGGUGCUGCAGGCGCCGCCGCGGGACGUCGGCAACGGAGAAGUACCAAAAGAAUUGGUGGAGCUCCAUUUGAAGUUGAUGAGGAAGAUUGGCAAAUCCGUUACAGCAGACAGAUGGGAAAAAUAUUUGAUCAAGAUAUGCCAAGAGUUUAAUAGUACCUGGGCGUGGGAGAUGGAGAAGAAAGGCUAUCUUGAAAUGAGUGUUGAAUGCAAACUAGCACUCCUAAAGUACCUCUGCGAGUGUCAGUUUGAUGACAAUCUUAAAUUCAAGAAUAUUAUCAAUGAGGAGGAUGCCGAUACCAUGCGUCUCCAGCCAAUUGGUCGAGACAAAGAUGGCCUCAUGUACUGGUACCAGUUGGAUCAAGAUCAUAAUGUCAGAAUGUACAUAGAGGAACAAGAUGAUCAAGAUGGCUCAUCAUGGAAAUGCAUUGUCAGAAAUCGAAACGAGUUGGCUGAGACUCUUGCACUCCUGAAAGCACAAAUUGAUCCUGUACUAUUGAAAAACUCCAGCCACCAGGACAACUCUUCACGGGGAAGCCCCAGCUUAGAAGAUGAGGAGACUAAAAAGGAGGAAGAAACACCUAAACAAGAGGAACAGAAGGAAAAUGAAAAGAGGAAGAGUGAAGAGCAGCCAGUAGAUUCAGAAAGUCGUCCUAUACCCAAUGCUCUGGAAGAAACUACUGUGAAAAUAGAAAAAGAGGAUGAAAAGGAACUUGUGAAACUGCCAGUCAUAGUAAAGCUAGAAAAACCUUUGCUGGAAAGUGAGGGGAAAAAAAUGAUCAAAGAAGAAACUGAUGCCUUCAAGGAAAAUGUCAAACCCAUUAAAGUUGAAGUGAAGGAAUAUAGAGCAGACCCUAAAGAUAUCAAAGGAAGCAUGGAGAAGCCAGAGCCCGAGAGGCUGGAGUUUGGUGGCAACAUUAAAUCUUCUCAAGAAAUUACUGAGAAGUCCACAGAAGAAACAGAGAAACUUAAAAAUGACCAGCAGGCCAAGAUACCACUAAAAAAACGAGAAAUUAAACUGAGUGAUGAUUUUGACAGUCCAAUCAAAGGACCUUUGUGUAAAUCAGUUACUCCAACAAAAGAAUUUUUGAAAGAUGAAAUAAAACAAGAGGAAGAGACUUGUAAAAGGGUCUCUACAAUCACUGCUUUGAGUUAUGAAGGGAAACAGCUGGUAAAUGGAGAAGUUGGUGAUGAAAAGGUAACUCCAAAUUUUAAGACAGAGCAAAUGGAGACAAAGUUUUAUGAUACAAAGGAAGAUAGCUGUAGCCCCUGUAAGGAUAAAGGUGUCGUCAUGGAGGGAAAUGGAGCAGAGUCCUUAAAUUCCGUCAUAACAAGUAUAAAAAUAGGUGAUCUUGAGAAAGAAGGGGUCCCUUUAGGGAAAGAUGCAGAAAGUUCAAUAUCAGAUGUAGAGACCCAGAGUCCAAAAGAGCAGAUAGUGGAAACUGUUCCUUCAGAAAUGGAAACCUCUCUGGAGGCUUCUGAGAUGGCCACAGAUCUCUCUUUAAAAACUGCUUUAUCUACUGCUGAAUCCCAUACCAUGAAAGUUGAAGAGAAGUCUCCCAAAAGUAACAAGGAUAAGCGCCCACCAGUUCUAGAAUGUCUUGAAAAGUUGGAGAAGUCCAAAAAGACUUUUCUUGAUAAGGACACACAAAGAUUGAGUCCAAUACCAGAGGAGGUACCAAAGAGUACUCCAGAAUCAGUAAGGCCAGGCUCUCCCGAGGCAGCUGAAACUUCUUCACUGUCUAACAUGGCUGGCCAUUGUGAGAAACGGGACUCAGAAAAAGAAGUGGUAGAGUGUCAGAGCACAAGUUCUGCUGAAGGUCAGUCCCUGGAAAAAACAGACCCAGAAAUCCUAAAAGAGGAUUCCGAAUCCAUGAAAGUAGAAAUGGAUAACCUGGACAAUGCCCAGACAUCUGGUGCAGAGGACCUUUCUGAGACAAAAGGUUCUGUGCAAAAAAGUAAAUUUAAAUAUAAGCUGAUUCCUGAAGAAGAAACCACUACCCCAGAAAACACAGAGAUAACCUCUGAGAGGCAAAAAGAGGGCAUCAAAUUAACAAUUAGGAUAUCCAGUCGAAAGAAGAAGCCAGAGUCUCCUCCCAAAAUUCUAGAACCAGAAACCACGCAAGAGAAGUCAGAAAAGGAAGAAGAGAAAGCAACUGUGGGUCGUACUUUAAGGAGGUCUCCAAGAAUAUCUAGACCCACAGCUAAAGCAGCUGAGAUCAGAGAUCAGAAAGCUGAUAAAAAAAGAGGGGAAGGAGAAGAUGAAGUGGAAGAAGAGUCAACAGCUUUGCAAAAAACAGACAAAAAGGAAAAUUUGAAAAAAAUGGAGAAAGAUACAAAUUCUAAAGUAAGCAAGGUAAAAACCAAAGGCAAAGUUCGAUGGACUGGUUCUCGAACACGUGGCAGGUGGAAAUAUUCCAGCAACGAUGAAAGUGAAGGGUCUGACAGUGAAAAGUCAUCUGCAGCUUCAGAAGAAGAGGAAGAAAAGGAGAGUGAAGAAGCCGUCUUAGCAGAUGAUGAUGAACCCUGCAAAAAAUGUGGCCUUCCAAACCAUCCUGAGCUAAAAGCAGUGUGGUGUGAUGGGAAAAGCAUGGACCAGACAGACUUGGCAGCAGAUCCUGCUUCCACCACUUAUCAGAUUCUUCUGUGUGACUCUUGCGACAGUGGCUACCACACUGCCUGCCUUCGCCCUCCUCUGAUGAUCAUCCCCGAUGGAGAAUGGUUCUGCCCCCCUUGCCAACAUAAACUACUGUGUGAGAAAUUAGAGGAACAAUUGCAGGAUUUGGAUGUUGCCUUAAAGAAGAAGGAGCGUGCUGAACGCAGGAAAGAACGCCUGGUGUAUGUGGGUAUCAGUAUUGAAAACAUCAUUCCUCCACAAGAGCCAGAUUUUCCUGAAGAUCAUGAAGAAAAGAAAAAAGAUUCAAAAAAAUCCAAAGCAAACUUGCUUGAAAGGAGAUCAACAAGAACACGGAAAUGUAUAAGUUACAGAUUUGAUGAGUUUGAUGAAGCAAUUGAUGAAGCUAUAGAAGAUGAUAUCAAAGAGGCUGAUGGAGGAGGAGUUGGCCGAGGAAAAGAUAUCUCUACCAUCACGGGUCACCGUGGGAAAGACAUCUCUACUAUUUUGGAUGAAGAAAGAAAAGAAAAUAAACGACCCCAGAGGGCUGCUGCUGCUCGCCGGAAGAAACGCCGGCGAUUGAAUGAUCUGGACAGUGACAGCAACCUGGAUGAAGAAGAGAGUGAGGAUGAGUUCAAGAUCAGUGAUGGAUCUCAAGAUGAGUUUGUUGUAUCUGAUGAAAACCCAGACGAAAGUGAAGAAGACCCACCAUCUAAUGAUGACAGUGACACUGAUUUCUGUAGCCGAAGACUGAGGCGACAUCCCUCCCGGCCAAUGAGGCAAAGCAGGCGUUUGCGGAGAAAAACCCCAAAGAAAAAGUAUUCAGAUGAUGAUGAAGAGGAGGAGUCUGAGGAGAACAGUAGAGACUCGGAAAGUGAUUUUAGCGAUGACUUUAGUGAUGAUUAUGUAGAAACUCGGCGAAGGCGGUCAAGGAGGAACCAGAAAAGACAAAUUAACUACAAAGAAGAUUCAGAGAGUGAUGGUUCCCAGAAGAGUUUACGGCGUGGUAAAGAAAUCAGACGAGUUCACAAACGCAGGCUUUCCAGCUCAGAGAGUGAGGAGAGCUACCUGUCCAAGAACUCCGACAGCGAGGAGCUCGCUAAGGAGUCACAGCGGUCGGCUCGGAAGCGGGGUCGAAGCACAGAUGAGUGUUCAGAGGCGGAGGCGGAGGCAGAGGCAGGCAAACCGUCCCGGAAACGGCUGCACCGCAUCGAGACCGAUGAGGAGAGCGGCGGCGACAGCGCCCGCGGGGACGCGGACCCGCCCGCC
Molecule: messenger RNA, 4249 nt
Organism: Miniopterus natalensis
Lineage: Eukaryota; Metazoa; Chordata; Mammalia; Chiroptera; Miniopteridae
Gene: RSF1
Product: remodeling and spacing factor 1
Biological process (GO): negative regulation of DNA-templated transcription
Cellular component (GO): RSF complex
Molecular function (GO): histone binding
Source: RefSeq, a predicted model, not a curated record